Molecule: messenger RNA, 6776 nt
Organism: Drosophila obscura
Lineage: Eukaryota; Metazoa; Arthropoda; Insecta; Diptera; Drosophilidae
Gene: Nup153
Product: nuclear pore complex protein Nup153
Biological process (GO): RNA export from nucleus; protein import into nucleus
Cellular component (GO): nuclear pore
Molecular function (GO): structural constituent of nuclear pore
Source: RefSeq, a predicted model, not a curated record
CGUCGCAUUAGCUACACGCGUUUUUCUCAAAUCGUGCUUUUUUUUGUGAAAAAAUUAAAUUAAAUUUAAUUUAAUUAAAGAUGUUUUGCGACACAAAUCCGGUUGGCAGUGCGUGCAGCUAAAAUGAUUUGAGAAUAGCAGGGCAUACGUUGCGUCUCUGGCUGUACAACUCAAGCAUUUUGAAACCAAAUGAGUGCGUUUGCUUGCAGGCGAAUGCCAUAGCUGGGUAUCUCGCGCGCGCGUGUGUGUGUGUGGUGUAUAAAAGAAUUGCAAAAGAAAAAAACAAGACGAAAAAAAAAAACGAAGCGAUUGUAGGACGAAAUCAAACAGGCAGGCGGUAGGGCAAAGCAAAAAGGAAAAUAGCAAAAACGCUCUUAGCGCGGCGUGCGGUUAGUGUGUUAUCCGGCGCAGCGCCAAGCGUGGAUCCAAGCAGAAACCCAAGCAACAGCAGUCGGCAGGCAGCGGCCUCCGCCAAGCUAAAAAAAUAUAUAUAUAUAUGUAAAAAAAAGAACCCCCCGCCCGUUUUGCCAUAUUUGGUUCACUGACGAAAUUGAGUCCGCAAUAAACAUAAUCCUCAUUUGAUCGAGACGUGAAAAACGAACAAUUUACCACAUACAUAUGCACAUACAUCAUAUAUGUACCGAAUUUUCUUUACAAUUUAUAAUCCCGAUGUGAAUCUCAUUUAACCGCGUCUCUUGUGCUUGCAGAGGAAUAUACAUAUAUUUGCCGUGUGAUGGAUGGAUAAAUAAAUAAAUACAUUCAGAGCUGCUGCACUUUCUGGCGCCAAAGUGCAAAGACACACAAAAAAAAGAUCGAGAGAAAAAAAUUUAAAAGAAAAAAAAUCGCCGCGUGUGUGGAAUCUCGUCGACAGAAAACCAAUACAGUGACACGGCGUGCGUAACACACACACACAUUGAACACACUCACCCAGGAUUGCAACAGUGUGUUCCGUUUAUAUUUCUUUUUUUAUUUUUUAUUGUUGUUUUGCGCGUUAGCGCGUGUGUGUGGUGUGUGUGUGUGGGCGUGUGUUAGUUUCUUUUUGGUUAGUUUUCAUUUUGUGUGUCGUGCCGUGUUUCAUCGCCGGCUUAAAAUCCAAUAAUGUCGGAUAAUGAGGAUAGUCCACACCAAAAUAACCAAACAAAAAAACAACUGCAGCUGCAACGAAACCAAGCCACAACAUUCAGCACGAGAUCGGGAGGGAGCACACAUCCGCUCACGCCACUUCAGGAAGCGACCGAGGCCGAGGAGGGGGCCGAAGAUGAUUCUGCUGCCGGCACACCCCUCGUCUCCCGCAAAUCUCUCAUGGGAAGGGUGAAGCUGCGCGUUUCAAAUAUCCUGCCAUCGUCAUGGUUCUCGCCAACCUCCAAGGCGGCCUUGGAGGCCGAACAGGAGCAACAGGAGCAGCAACAACAACAACAACAACAACAACAGAAUGGAACAGGAACAACGGGAACAACGUCUCUAACGAAAAGGAAACGUGGACGCCGUCGCAUAGAGCUGGCCGAACCAGAUGGCGAGGAUUCACCCGCUGGAGGCCUGCUACCCGAUGUGGAUGAUGGUGCCGCUGCACGAGGUCUGGACUACGAGGAGGUGGCCCUGGCCGACAACAUAGCCGAGCAUGACUUGGUUGCCGAGGAUGAGCAGACGCGACGCAGCGAAUACAAUGUGUUCCUCUUGCGCAAACGGCGCGCUGCGAUUGCCGCCGAUGAUGAUUUUGAUGAAGAUGACGACGAUGUGGGAGAUGGUGACGAAGAGGAGGAGGAGGAUGACGAUGGUCCAGCACAAGCGUCCAUCUCUGCCCCGACUAAGCGUCGACGUGUGGAACUGGAGAUAAGCGUCAAUUUGCCAAGCAUGCGGCGACUGCCAUUGCCACUGGUUUCCUCUACGCCCGCCGCUGUCGCUUCCGGCGGCCAACUAUUCACCUCAGGCAACUCUCAGGUAGUGGAAGGCACCCGCAGCCAUAGCCGUGGCUCCAAUCCGGGUGGCGUUGCCCCGCAUCGUCGCACCCACUUGAACCUCUAUCACCAGCGGCAGCAUCGUGAGUCGGGCUACAAUUUCUUUGCGGGCAACGAGACGGCCGCCGAGGCCACCACAGGAGAUCUGCCAGUCAGUAUACGUCGAUCGCUGAACAUACCAGCCAUAGAGCAUCCACGCAGUCGCAGCUUCAGCUUUGGACAAACGCAAACUAGCAGCAAUUUGUCCGCCAUGCCAUUGGCUAACCACAAGAGACCCCCUCUGCUGGUGGGGCAGACGGCCACGGCCCGUGAGACAUGUCGCGAUGUGGUACAGUCGGAGAAUGAGCGGAUUGAGCGGCUGCUGAAUAUCUGCAAAUCCAAUAAUAAUAUCAGCAGCAGCAACAACAACAACAUUAUCAAAUCGAAGAGAGGCGCCGCCACAGCGACAGGCGCAUCAGGAGCAGCAGAUUUGGAGAGCGAACUGAAUGAAUAUCCGGAGGGAGUAGAGGGUGGCGACUCCUAUCCCUAUCAUCACAACAGCAACAGCAAUCUAUCGUUCUAUGGGAAUUUGCAGAGCGCAAAGUCAAUAUUUACACGCGGCUCGGCCCAGCCGCCGCACCACAACUCGACUUGUUCGCUAAACUCGCUUAACAAGCGGCAGCGCUUCAAUGCCUCCAUUUAUGGCAGCUCCUCGGCAUUGAGCGACAGCCGGCUGUUGACACGCAGUGCUUCCGCCUCGGCCUGUGGGUCCGGUUCAACAUCUAGCUCGCCCUUCUACAAGGGCCAGACCACAUUCGGCGGCAAUUCGGCACACAAUCGCAUCUUUGGGCAGAGUGCUGUUGGUGGUGGUUCCUCCUCCUCGUUGGCCAUGAACUCUGGAGGCAGUUCGCCGGCCGCCCAUCAGGUGACAUCGGCAGUUGGCAGUCCCGCCAAUGCCGGUUACGGCGGCAUGAAGCCAUUGGCCAUGCAACCCAGCAGCAAUCAACCCAUCAUCAAGCAACCAGAGAUAACAAACGAAUCGGUCGUGGACAGCAUGUCCCUCUCAAGCACCACACGUCGCAUCCUGAGCCUGCUGGAGAGCUACUCCACGCCACUGAUUGAUGUUAAGCGGCUUGGCAACACCCUAAAGGAGCAGCAGCAGCUGCAGCGUAGCACCAGCAAUCCCUAUAGCCGGCCCAAUCGUUCUAUGCUGCACACAGACCAGCAACAGCAGCAGCAAAAUCAGCAGCAACAGCAGCCACAAAGUCUGCUGGCACCCACCAUGCAGCACAUACUCGAACGACGUCGCCUGCAUCGUGUCAGCCAGUGUUCGAAGGAUUUGCUCUUGAAUUACAAGCCAAAUGCAUCAUCGGCCGGUGGGUCCACCUCAAUGGCCCUGGCGGCUCUGCCAGCCCGUCACACCAAUAAUAAUAACAAUAAUAGUCACACGAACAAGAUGCGUUCCCGACUGAGUCAUCAGUCGGCGCGCAAGGAGCCGCGCGAAGAUACCGAACUGGCACCCGAACCACUCGACUUGCCGACGAUCAACUUCCCGGCCAUGGCAAAUACACCGACAUUUGAUUUGGUCAUCAAGCCGCCGCCGCCAACGAUGCCAUUGGUGGCAGCGAACACAACGGCGGAUCUUCAGAUGCGUCCCAAGCCGCCCCAAACAGCAUUCCCUAUGCCUGCGGUUAAUUUUGUGUGUGCCAAUGUGAAUUCUGGAGCAGCAGCACCAGCUACAGCUGCAGCUCAUGCUGCGUUUCAGCCUAGCAGCGUAUCAGGACGUGGCUUCGAUUUUGGAGAACCCAUACCCAUACUGGAGGAAAGUGCAAGGAUUCAAGGUGGAACUGCACAUCAAACGAGGAUCACGCGCGAUUUCUCCUUUACAGAGCCAGCUUCAUUGGAGAGGCAGCAGCAGCAACAGCAGCAAGAGUCUCUGCCAUUUAUGAACGGCCCCACCACCGCAGCAGCUGCACAUAAUCCAAGCAGCAGCCAGCAGCAAGUAUCAUCCGUAUUCACACUGGGAGUGGGAGUGGAAGGAGGCUUUAGCCAGCAGUUUAAAAAAUCAGCCACUGAAUGGGAGUGCGAUGUGUGCAUGAUCAGAAAUAAGUCGGAGCUGGUUAAGUGUGCAGCAUGCGAGACGCCAAAGCCUUCCAAGACUACUCUACCAGCUGCAGCUCCAGUUCCAGCUACAGUCCCAUUCACGGGUGCCAGCGGGUUCGGAGAUCGUUUCAAGAAGUCUUCGAGUGCCUGGGAAUGCGACACGUGCAUGGUAUCCAACAAGAAUGAGGCCAACAAGUGCGUGGCCUGUGAGACGCCACGCCCGGGAGCUGCUACAGCGGCCAGCAAGACCACCACCACCACCGACUGUUUCUCAAUUACAAACAGCCCGGGAUGCGGCUCCGGCUCUGGCUCUGGCUUCGGAUCGGGUUUCUCUACAUCCAGUUCGAGUUCCGGAUUUGGGCAGGCCUUCAGGCCCAAGGCCAACACAUGGGAGUGCCAGACAUGCCUGGUGAUGAAUCAGACGACAGCCGUCGAGUGCGUCGCCUGCCAGUCGCGCAAUCCCAAUGCCAGCAGCGAGUCCAGCUCGAGCUCCUCCACAAGUAAUCCUCCAACCAAUGUCUCUUCAAGCACCAGCAGCAGCAGUAACAUCACCAGCUUCAAGUUUGGCUUCCCCCCAGAGCAGCAGCAACAGAAACAGCAGCAGCAGCAGACGGGAGUUAAACAGGAUGCCGGUUUCCAGCACCUGGUGGCUGCCCAGAAGGCAGCCAGCUGGGAGUGCGAGACGUGCAUGGCUAUGAACGACCAGUCACUCUCCAAGUGCUGCUGCUGCGAGCAACUGAGGCCGGGAGCCGACGACUGCAAAUCCUCAUCCAACGCCACUCACCCUGUGCCCACGUUUACGUUCGGUUUUGUGCCAAAAGCAAAGGAAGCAGCACCAGUCCAGCCAGUACUGUCAGUCCAACCGGCUGCCGUCCUGUCCACAUCGAACAUCGCUGCUCCUCAGUUCUCGUUUGGCUUUGGCCAGAGCAAGGAUGUGGCAGACAGCAAGAACGCUUCAAUGGGAGGAUUCAAGUUCGGAGCCCCAGCCACCACCACCAGCAGUCAGGAGGAGGCAAAGUCGAUCGAUCUAAGGGCUAUGCCGACGGCCACAAAGGCCACAUCCACCACGGGAACCGAGACGGCAGCAGUUGUUCCAGCAGCGGCUCCCCCUAGCCAAUUUUCAUUCAGAGCCCCCACCACCACCACAUCGACAGUGCUGUCAUCCAGCAGCGACGCUUCCAUCGCUCCCGCUACCGGUACCGGUACCGCCGCUGCCGCUGCCACUGUCACGAGUCAAGUGUUCAGCUUUGGUGCCCCGUCAUCAUUACCUUCAUCAUCAUCGGCCGUGUCCAGUUCGACGCAUACUUCGGGCAGCAACUCCAGCGCCACCAGCGUGAUCAGCUCCAAUGUGAAGCCAAUGUUUAGCUUCAGCGCUGCCGUCUCUGCCUCUGGCUCCGCCACGCCCAGCGGCGUUAGCAGCAGCACAAGCCAACAGCCGACGGUGACGACGGCAUCCGUGGGCUUCUUUGGGGCUGGGACCACCACCAAUCCAGGAGGACCAGCCACAACAACUAGCACAUCGUUUGCAGCAACACCGGCUCCAGCAUUGGUUCCUGCUGCUGCUUCUGCUGCAGCGCCAACGCCAGCGGCAGGCUUGUUCAGCUUUGGCAGUGCAUCUUCAGCUAGCUCCACGACAAAGCUGGCCCCCAGCAGCAACAGCAGCACCUUCUUCUUUGGCCAGACUCCGACAUCGACGGCAGCGCCGAGUUCAAAUGCGACGACCUCCAUCUUUGGCGCAGCAGUAACAUCAGUAGCCUCGGGUAAUAAUAACAGCACGUCCAUUAGCUUCAGCAGCAGCACCAACGCAGCCUCAACUGCUGCGCCAGCCGCAGCUGCAGCUCCAACUCCGGUGACGUUUAGCUUUGGGGAGAAGAGAGCGGCAUCGGGUGCUCCCGCAAACAGCCUGACAAAGCCCGUAAGCUUUGGCUGGCCCAGUCCCAGUGCCAGCGCUAGCCCCAUACCCAGUAAUGGCAGCAUAGCUCCGGCCACCGCCACAGCCACUGACAGCAGCAGCACCACCACCAACCUCCCGACGGUGGUGUCCAGCAACUCUGUUUUCGGCAGUGGAUUUGGGUCAGCUUUCGGCAGUACAUCGACCGCCAGCACACCAGCAUCAACGCCGGCAGCUGCGACUUCAGCUUUUGGCGGUAAUGGAGCACACCCCAGCACGGGUUUCGGCUUUGCGGGUAACUCGAUAGCAUCCCAAUCUUCGCCUGCGCCAGCGCCCUCAUCAGGCCCGGCUCCUAUAUUCAACAAUGCCAUCGCGCCUGCCUUUGGUGGCAGCAAUGGGGGUGGAGGUGGAGGAUUCGGCGGCGGAAGCAAUGCAACAGCUGCAAAGCCAGCAUUUAACUUUGGAGGCUCCUCGGCUCUUUCCCAGUCGGCGGGCACAUCUGGACCCUUCAACUUUGGUGGUGGCGGCGGCACCGGGGCCAAUGCGACGUCCACAAAGCCGGCCUUUAAUUUUACGGGCUCGGCUACUGUGUCCGCCGCAGCAGCAACACCACAGGCGACGACUACCUUUAACUUUUCCGCCAGUUCGGCGAUUGCCAAUCCCCUAGCAUCGGGCGAUUCAACGCCAAAUGCCAACGCACCGUUCCAAUUUAGUGCCGGUGCUCCGGCGCCAGCCAAUAUGUUCGCCUUCAAUCCACCGCCAGCUGGAAACGCCGCCCAGAAUUCACAGAUGGUGCGCCGCAAGAUGCGCGCCCCCGUGCGCCGUUUGCCGCCACGGUAGAAGUGGCA